ACUGGCCACCUCGCCUGCCUGCAGUGGCUGCUCUCGCAGGGCGGCUGCGGAGUGCAGGACAAAGACAGUUCUGGUGCCACAGUCCUGCACCUGGCUGCGCGCUUCGGCCACCCGGAGCUGGUGGACUGGCUGCUGCGUCAUGGCGGAGCGGACCCCGCCGUGGCCACAGAAACAGGCGCUCUGCCUGCGCAUUAUGCUGCCGCCAAAGGAGACUUCCCCUCCCUGAGGCUUCUCAUCGGGCACCAUCCUGAGGGAGUGAAUGCCCAAACCAAGAACGGUGCCACGCCCCUGUACCUGGCGUGCCAGGAGGGCCACCUGGAGGUGACGCAGUACCUGGUGCAGGAGUGCGGCGCGGACCCGCACGCGAGCGCCCACGACGGCAUGACCCCGCUGCACGCGGCGGCGCAGAUGGGCCACAGCUCGGUCAUCGUGUGGCUGGUGAGCUGCACCGACGUGAGCCUGUCGGAACAGGACAAGGACGGCGCCACGGCCAUGCACUUCGCGGCGAGCCGCGGCCACGCCAAAGUGCUCAGCUGGCUCCUGCUGCACGGCGGCGAGAUCUCGGCCGACCUGUGGGGCGGGACCCCGCUGCACGACGCCGCUGAAAACGGGGAGCUGGAGUGCUGCCAGAUCCUGGUUGUGAACGGCGCGGAGUUGGACGUCCGCGACCGCGACGGGUACACGGCCGCCGACCUCUCGGACUACAACGGCCACAGCCACUGCACCCGCUACCUGCGCACCGUGGAGAACCUGAGUGUGGAGCACCGUGUCCUGUCCCGGGACCCGUCCGCUGAGCUGGAGGCCAAGCAGCCUGACUCUGGCAUGUCUUCACCCAAUACCACCACGUCGGUGCAGCCGCUGAACUUUGACCUCAGCUCGCCCACCAGCACCCUCUCCAACUAUGAUUCCUGCUCCUCCAGCCAGUCCAGCGUCAAGGACCAGCGCCCCCCACGCCGGCUUCCCAGCUCAAGAGCUGCAGAUAUACAAAACUACAUGAACAUGCUGAGUUCGGAGCUGGGCCGGCCCCGGGGCAAGAUGGAGAGAACCACACCACUGCCACCACCGCCCAGCUUCCCUCCGCCGCCCCCACCCCCGGGCACCCAACUGCCCCCACCCCCACCAGGCUACCCAGCUCCCCAGCCCCCCGUGGGGCCACAUGCAGCUGACAUCUAUAUGCAGACCAAGAGCAAACUCCGCCACGUGGAGACGGAGGCCUUCAAGAUGGAGCUGAGCUCCCGCGACGGCCGCAACGGGCUGAGGAGGCAGGACUCCGGCCGCAAGCCCCGCGCCUUCAGCAAGCAGCCCAGCACGGGGGACUACUACCGGCAGCUGGGCCGCUGUCCCGGGGAGCCGCUGGCCGCAGGCCCGGGCAUGGCGCACAGCGAGGAGGCGGCGCUGCUCCCCGGGAACCACGUGCAUAACGGCUGCGCCGCGGACCCCAAGGCGUCCAGGGAGCUGCCCCCGCCGCCGCCGCCGCCCCUGCCGGAGGCCCUUAGCUCGCCGCCGCCUGCUCCGCCCCUGCCCUUCGAGGGCGCUGGCCCUGGUUGCGGGCAGCGUCGCUCCUCCUCGUCCACUGGCAGCAGCAAGUCUUUCAACAUGAUGUCCCCCACGGGUGACAACUCCGAGCUACUGGCUGAGAUCAAGGCGGGCAAGAGUCUGAAGCCGACGCCGCAGAGCAAGGGGCUGACCACGGUGUUCUCGGGCAGCGGGCAGCCUCUCUCCCAGGCGGACUCGCCGCUGCCUCAGGCGUCGCCGGCGCCUUCACGGGCCCGCAGCCCCACCCCGCCGGCCGCCGGGCCCCAGCCUCUGCUCAACGGCAGCGUGGCGCCGGCGCCGCCCGCCACCCCGGCGCCAGGCGUGCAGCUCGACGUGGAGGCGCUCAUCCCCACGCACGACGAGCAGGGCCGGCCCAUCCCGGAGUGGAAGCGGCAGGUGAUGGUGCGGAAACUGCAGCUGAAGAUGCAGGAGGAGGAGGAGCAGAGGCGGAAGCUGACGGCCGCCAGCUCGUGCUGCUACCCCCGCGAGGGCUGGAGGUACUCCAGCGCGCACAACGCCAUCCUCGGGCCCUUCGGCGAGCUCAUGACCGAAGCCGACAUCCUCCGCAUCGAGCAGCAAAUCGAGAACCUGCAGGUGUUGCACAAGGCGCAGAAGCUGGAGGCGCGCCUGGAGCAGCUGGAGCUGGAGCUGGAGCAGCUGCUGCCGAUCUCGGCCGCCCUUUCGGCGCCGCGCUUCACCGUCGAUCCGCGCCGCAUGCACGGCCGCGCCGUCAGCCUGCCUGCCUGGUGCAGCAAGAUCUCAACGCUGCUCAAGAGCAUGGCCACGCUGCUGGCCGCGCUGGGCGGCCGGCCCGCGCACCUGGUGCCGGCACGCCCGCCGUGCGGCUCGGGCCUAGCGCACGGCCUGUACUGGCCCGAGCACUUCCUGCCGCCCCUCGACGGCGGCGCGCCCCCGCGCUACGACAGCCUCACGCUCGACCUCUUCAUGCUCGGCUACUUCCAGCUGCUCGAGAUGGGCCUGAGCCGUGAGGAGCGCAAGUUCCGCCACCUGCUGUGCUACGAGAUGUUCGACCGGCUGGGCAGCCACCCGUGGGAGCUCAUCCGCCUCUUCCACCGCGUGGUGCUCGAGCAGGUGGAGGCUGGCCGGCGCAGCUGGAGCGACGGCUUCGAGGACCUCAGGCGCCAGUUUUUUGGAGAUAGCCCGGAGGCCGAGCCAGCCCGGGAAGAUGAGGCCGUGAAGGAGCAAGAGGAGGAGAAAAGAGAAGAGGAGGAGGAGAGGGAGCCGGCGGAAAAGGUCGCUUCGGCUCCGAUGGUGGACUGGCCAGAGGGGCAGCCCGAGGCCCCAGCUCCUGCACCGCAGCCCCCGACCCCACCUCCGCCGGCCGCUCCUCCCCCCACAUGGGACCCUCCUAGUUCCGAAGCCCCUGCCGAAGAUCCCCUGGAGUUGGUGUCUGAGAUGGGCGAGUUCAGCAACGAGGACAUCUGCCGCUACAUUGACCGCAGCUUCUCCUUCUGGAAGGAGAAGGAGGCAGAGCUCUUUGACAUCUGAGCAGAAUUCGGAAUUUCCCCUCAAGCAUCUUAACACGGGCCUGAAUGCCUGUCUGAUGCCCUCUGGAGGCCAGAAGCCGGCAGGAAGAACCCAGAAGCCAGCAGGGUGGCCUUGGAGAACCCAGUGUGCCCAGGAGGACCGGGCUGCCGCAGCCUUUGAAGCCCCACCAUGGCCAGAUGUGGGGCGGUAGCCAGAAUGGGCAGGGCAGGGCACAGGGCAAACCAGGUGUUCCCCUCUGGCCCUACAAUCUUGCCUGGCUCUGUGUUGGAGCCGGGUGGAAGAAGCAGCCCCUCCGAGUGAGGGACCGUGGCCCCCCUUGGGGCAGUGUGGCGCUCCUCUCUUUGGUUUUUCACUGGAAUUCACAGCUACUUCUUUGAGGUCAAGGGAGCCACGUGUGUCGUGUUCCGUGUGAUGUGUUCUCCUCUGUAAACCUCCAAGUAAUAAAGCUCUUUG
Leptonychotes weddellii (Weddell seal) is the source of this 3498-nucleotide messenger RNA. Lineage: Eukaryota; Metazoa; Chordata; Mammalia; Carnivora; Phocidae. The record is from RefSeq and is a predicted model, not a curated record.